This is a messenger RNA of Geodia barretti, 339 nucleotides long. NCBI's taxonomy places the organism in Eukaryota, Metazoa, Porifera, Demospongiae, Tetractinellida, Geodiidae. The record is from the annotation of a GenBank genome assembly.
AUGAGUCUGCUCAGAAAGUGCAAGCUGUGCAUUGACGUUUCGCACUCUGCGCUGUGGGGGUAUGACCCUGUCGAAUCGAUAAAACGCUACAAAGAUCAGUUAAUCUACGUUCACCUCCAAGACUAUGCGAACUACUCCGGCGGCGACGGUGAGUCUUACGAUGUCAAUUGGGUUGAUGUCGGCAGCGGAACGGUGAUGGACUUUCCAAAAAUUAUGACAACCUUGGAAGAGAUUGGAUAUGAUCGCUGGGUGACAGCCUGCCCCGGUCAAAUCGAGGAUCGAUCUGAUCAGGAGCGGAUGCAAGUGAAUCGGGGAUAUCUCCAGCAGCUAGGAUAUUAA